Molecule: messenger RNA, 2053 nt
Organism: Lutzomyia longipalpis
Lineage: Eukaryota; Metazoa; Arthropoda; Insecta; Diptera; Psychodidae
Gene: Pect
Product: ethanolamine-phosphate cytidylyltransferase
Exons: 8
Coding region: 361-1530 (389 amino acids)
Biological process (GO): phosphatidylethanolamine biosynthetic process
Cellular component (GO): cytoplasm
Molecular function (GO): ethanolamine-phosphate cytidylyltransferase activity
Source: RefSeq, a predicted model, not a curated record
UUGACGGUUCUCUGUUGGCGUUUUGUGGAAAAUUUUUACUCGCAGAAAAAGUUUGUUUGUGUAUAAAAAGUGGCAGUGGAAAGAGGAAUUCUCAUCUUAUCGCAGUAUUCCAGGCAUCUGGUCACAACGCUUAAACCCCGAGCAAGUCGCAGCGGGCGCGUCAUUCGACUUUUGUCCGCUGAACAGAACAAAUCGAUUGCCGCAGAGAAAACUCCAGAAGUUUUUCUUUUCUACACCCAUUUUCCGCAAGAAAAAGCUUUUUUCACAAAAAUUCAGUGAAAUUCUCUAUAGAAAAGCGUGUGGUGGUGAAAACAAUUAAUUUUUCCCCGUUUGGAAGUGAAAGAAAAGGUUAUCCGGAAAAUGCAGGAGAGCCCCAAAAGGAAGGUUCGCGUCUGGUGUGAUGGAUGCUACGACAUGGUGCACUUUGGGCAUGCAAAUGCCCUCCGACAGGCCAAAGCCCUGGGGGACAUCCUCGUCGUUGGUGUGCACACGGAUGCUGAGAUAACCAAGCACAAGGGUCCGCCGGUUUUCACUGAGGAAGAAAGAUACAAGAUGAUUAAGGGCAUCAAGUGGGUGGAUGAGCUUGUUGAAGGUGCGCCCUAUGUGACAAAUCUUGAGACUCUCGAUCAAUAUGAUUGCGAUUUCUGCGUACAUGGAGAUGAUAUAACAAUGACAGCCGAUGGUGUGGACACAUAUCACCUGGUUAAAGAAGCAAAACGCUACAAAGAGAUCUCACGGACAGCUGGUAUCUCAACAACUGACCUAGUUGGGAGAAUGCUACUCCUAACUAGGAACCACUUCCGUCAGGGAAAUGAUGAGUAUUCCAUUGAGAAAGAAGGACACCACGAUGCUUUGGUUAAAUUAUUACAAAAAUAUAAAAUUUGUAAUGAUGAAAUAGGUUCAUCUCGAAUGGGCCAAGAUCAUUCGGCGCGGAGCCCGUGGACGGGAUGCAGUCAAUUUUUGCCCACAACGCAAAAAAUUAUUCAAUUCAGCGAUGGGAAAGCACCAAAGCCAGAUGAUAAAAUUGUCUACGUAGCUGGAGCCUUUGACCUCUUCCACGUGGGGCAUUUGGAUUUCCUCGAGAAGGCCCGUGAGAAGGGGGACUACCUCAUUGUGGGGCUACACACAGAUCCAGUUGUUAAUGAGUACAAGGGUAGUAACUACCCCAUAAUGAAUCUCCAUGAGCGCGUUCUCAGUGUUUUGGCGUGCAAAUACGUCAAUGAGGUGGUCAUUGGGGCCCCAUAUGAUGUGACAAAGGAGCUCAUGGAGCACUUUAAUGUGAGCGUUGUGUGCCACGGACAGACCCCCAUUGCACUUGGUGAGGGUCAAACAGACCCAUAUGCUGUGCCCAAAAUGAUGGGAAAAUUCUUUCUUCUCGAUUCUGGAAAUUCAAUGACAACAGAGAAGAUUGUGGAGCGUAUAAUCAAGCAUAGGCUUGAGUAUGAGCAGAGAAAUACGAAGAAAGAGAAAAAGGAACUUGAGGCUUAUGAGGCAUCACAGAAACUCAAAUUAACCCAAAAAUCCGGCUGAAUUUCUUCUCAAAAUUCUCCACCGAGUGGGGAAUGAGGAGAAGGCAAAAAAAUAAUCUUUCCCAAUUUUUUUCGUACAAAUUAUUUUUUUAUAAUGCUUGUUAUCCGAUUUUUUAUUGUCGUCUAAUAUGAACAAAAUUCCAAGCUGUUGAUAUUUAUGUAAUGUAGCGUUGUUUUUUUUUUGUUUGUGAAGGAAAGAGUGGGUGGGAGGAGAAGAAAAUGUUUAAGAGUGAGAUUCUUUUAGGGGAGAGAUGAGAAUCUUGAUGAGAUUUCUGUCUCACAGUCAAAUGUAGAUUUUAUUUUUUAAAACAAUUUUUUGAUAUCUUUCGUGACUGAAUUGAUACCAAAGCUCGAAACGCGGAGGAGGUUGGAAAGCCAAUGAACUUAUGCGUCUGCUGUAUGAGAUUUUAAACAAUUAAUAAUAUUAUAAAUUUUAAAAGUUUGUGCAUCACAAGAUAUUCCAAAAUAGUGUUGACAAGAUUAAAAAAAAAACUCUGUAUCCAAAAUAAAAAAUAAUAAUAAAA